This is a messenger RNA of Daphnia carinata, 615 nucleotides long. RefSeq lists its product as uncharacterized. The record is from RefSeq and is a predicted model, not a curated record. The transcript has a single exon. Bases 33 to 533 code for a protein of 166 amino acids. Lineage: Eukaryota; Metazoa; Arthropoda; Branchiopoda; Diplostraca; Daphniidae.
UAAUUUCAAAUAGUCGGUGUAAUUUUUUGCAGAUGGAAUCUAGAACAAAGUACGAAUCUUUACAGUGUUGGAAAUCUCCCGAGGAUGCUCUUGAUGAUUUAAAUUAUAUCUGCAACUUUGGGGUGAAUGACAGGCCUUUUCAGAGCACUGAGUGCUUCCAAGUUUGGGGCCGAGGACGACCAAGACCACCUGUCAGCCAAAUCAUUUUGCCUAAAGGGGUGAUACUGCCGCCUGAUUUUCCACGAGAAAGACCAGCUAAAGGCAAAGGACGAGGACAUUUGUUACUUCAAGGUUCAUCUCCCAAAACUGAUUCCAAAUCCAAUACUGUUCACAUAAAUAAUGUUUUAAAAGACACAGAAAAAUCACAGAAACAUAAAAGUAAACAGCGUAGUGUCAAUACCAGGCAAAAUAUGACUCUCAAAGAUCUUGAAGACAAGUAUAACAAAGCCAAACAUUUGGGGACAAGGAAAACCAUGUACGACUUAAAUUGUGAUUUUCCACCAUUGCCACCAACAGUUUUGUUUGACCAGUAAACAUGAUUUUCAAUAUAAUUAUGCUUUCAUUUUCUGUUAUAUUAGAUUUGAUAAGCAGAGCAGAAGCUGUUGUUGAUCAAGA